AUGAGCCCAAAAUCGAAAGCGAGUGCAAGUAGUCCACGGGUGAAUGAUUUACUAUCACACAUGCUUAAGAAAGUUGAAGGUUCGGAUGAUUUGUUGAAAGGGAUGAAAGAUGACUUUUCAUCAUUGAACAAUAAAGUGAAAUCUCACGCAGAUGUAAUCAAGAUACUUCAAGGUCAGUUGAGUUUACUUUCAGCACAAUUGAAACCAAAAAUCACAAUGGAAGAUGAUGAUAGAGGGCUGACAGUGGUUACUCGUAGUGGAAAUGUAGCAAUAGGCGAUGUGACAGGUAAUGAAAAAGCUCAAAUGCGUGAAGAAGACAAAGUUGUGGAGGAAGAAGAAACGCCUAUCCAUCAAAGCAUUGCCAAAGGACCACAAAAAGAUGUGGAGAAACACAAUCCAAUCCCAAAAGCUAUGCAACCUUUACCGAAAAUAUCUCCUCCAUUUCCUCAACGUCUCAAGAAGAAGAAUGAGGAUGAGAAGUUCAAGAAGUUUUUCUCGGUGUUCAAGAUAUUAUCAAUUAAUCUCCCUCUAGUAGAAGCAUUGUUUGAAAUGCCAGGUUAUGCCAAAUUUAUGAAGGAGUUGGUCACAAAGAAAAGGAGAUUGGAUUUUGAGACAAUCGAAGUUUCUCAUAGUUGUAGUGCAAUUAUGACUAAGGAGCUGAUCAAAAAGAGAGAAGAUCCCAAAGCAUUCACCAUCCCUUGCACCAUCGGCAUGCUUCAAUUUGCUAAAGUCCUAUGCGAUUAG
Solanum stenotomum is the source of this 744-nucleotide messenger RNA. RefSeq lists its product as uncharacterized. The coding region runs from base 1 to 744 and encodes 247 amino acids. Lineage: Eukaryota; Viridiplantae; Streptophyta; Magnoliopsida; Solanales; Solanaceae. The transcript has a single exon. The record is from RefSeq and is a predicted model, not a curated record.